Molecule: messenger RNA, 588 nt
Organism: Penicillium vulpinum
Lineage: Eukaryota; Fungi; Ascomycota; Eurotiomycetes; Eurotiales; Aspergillaceae
Exons: 3
Coding region: 1-588 (195 amino acids)
Source: RefSeq, a predicted model, not a curated record
AUGAAGACGCCAGCCCCUCAAUUUCUUUCUCUCAAUAAUGCUGCUAAAAAAAUCUUACAUUACCUUCGGGGCUUUGAAGAAUUCAAACAAGUUCAAACACUUGUGACCGGUGACUUGGCUUUGUGGAAUCAUUUCCCCGGCAUGGGAUUUCUCAUCUUUCUUGGAGAUGGAUUUGAUGAUCGGGUAGAGGAGCUUCCCUCAGGGGCGCCGGAUCUGUUGAAAUUGGGGCUGUCCUUGAUGCACCCAAACAGUUUUCGGCAACAACUCAAUUUCUUCCAAAUCGAUUAUUCCAUUGAGGGCAUUCAGAGCGCUGUCUCAAUUCAAUUCUUACCGAAGGAGAUAUUACCCUAUAUCCCACAAGAAAUAUUAACAAUCGCAGAGACCAGAAAAAAGCACACCGAUGAUCUACCAUAUAUCUCUGCUUUGGACUUGCUCGUUUACAUGGUUAAUUACGACAUGAGUGUAGAGACACGAGAGCCAUAUAAAGAUGCGAGGACAAUCAGCCAAUUCUUGGAACAUCUCCAAUCAAAGGGACCGGUUAUUUCCUCGCCUCAGCAAAGGAAAUCUUUGGCUAGCGGAUUGAAUUAG